Molecule: messenger RNA, 1667 nt
Organism: Culicoides brevitarsis
Lineage: Eukaryota; Metazoa; Arthropoda; Insecta; Diptera; Ceratopogonidae
Product: SEC14-like protein 3
Exons: 4
Coding region: 354-1634 (426 amino acids)
Cellular component (GO): cytoplasm
Source: RefSeq, a predicted model, not a curated record
UUCAUUGAAUAGACGUGUGAUUCAACAAGCAAGACAAAAAAAAGAACAAUAACAUUAGCGAGUGAAACAGUAAAACGCAUUUUGCAAAGAAGAUUUAUGUAGGUUAUUGAUGUGCAGUUAAAAAAUUCAUUAAAAUUAUAUUUCGUCGGAAAAAAGUUUCUUUUUGUAUCGAACACAAAGGUUACAAAAUAUUUAAAUAAGGAAAGUAAAACUUUUAUGCAAAUCGCAUAUGAACAAACAAAAUACGUGAAUCUAAUAUUAAUUUUAAAAAAUAGAACAUGAGUUGUUAAAGUGAUAAAAGGCUAAUUAGUUAAACGAAACCAGUGAAGGUCUGUGAAAAAAUAAAACAAAAGAUGACGUCAGUUCCAAAGAAAGGCCUCAUUUUAGAGGAUGAUCAAAAGUUUAAACUUAUGAAGUUUAAACGUUCAGUGCAUGACAUCCUGAAACCAGAACAUGAUGAUUAUUAUCUCGUUAGAUGGUUACGGGCGAGAAAAUGGAAUCCAGAAGCUGCGGAGAAAAUGUUUCGUGAUUCUAUGAAAUGGCGCGAACGAAUGGAAGCCGAUAUAGUUGAAAAAUGGGAAAGCCCGGAAAUUCUCGUAAAACAUUGUACACACGGGCUUAGCGGAUUCGACAAAGGAGGAAGUCCUAUAAUUAUUGUUCCAUUUGCCGGCAUGGAUGUUUAUGGACUUUUACAUGUCGUUAGUCGAUCCGAUUUUUUGCGACACAUUUUGAAAACGUUAGAAAACUACAUGAAAAUUGCGCGGAAACAGAGUGAAGUUCAUGGUCCGGAAGCACGACAAUUUAUUGUUGUCUUUGACAUGGAAGGAUUUUAUUUGAAACAAUUUGCAUGGAGACCUGCUGCAGAAGUUGUUAUCAGUCUCAUUAAGAUGUACGAAGCUAAUUAUCCGGAAAUCCUGAAGUAUUGUUACAUCAUCAACGCACCUAAAGUUUUUGCCUUUGCAUUUAACAUUGUCAAAAAAUUCUUUGACGAAUACACGUUGAGCAAAAUCCAUAUUUACAAAACUGAUCGUAACAAAUGGUUACCCGAAUUAUUGAAACGAAUGGAUGCAUCACAAUUACCUAAAUAUCUCGGCGGAGAAUUGACUGAUGAAGAUGGCGAUCCAAAAUGCAAAAAAAUAAUUUGUUUUGGAGGUCGUGUGCCUAAAGAACUUUAUGUUACGCAAGACGAUGGUUUCAUCAGCAACAACAACGAAACCGUUUACAAAGAAGCUGUCAUUAAGAAAGGAGGCAAACUGAAACUUGAAUUUGAGUGUACAGAACCCGGUUGUUAUUUGAAAUGGGAAUUCCGUACAUUAAAUGACGACAUAAGAUUCGGUGUGCGAUCAAUUCAUAACGACACAGAAGAAGUAACUAACGAAAUACCCAUGAGACGAUGUGCCUCGCAUCAAGGCAAUGAAAUUGGCUUUAUAAAGUGUCAACCGAAUUGCUUGUACAAAGUGUGUUUUGACAACACAUAUAGCUACUUCAAGAGCAAAAAGAUACAGUAUUCAGUUGAGAUGACAAAUACUGUUGGAGACUUUGAUGAGGAUAUCGCAGAAACUGACGAAGAUUUAACGGUUCUUAAAACGUUGGAUAUCGACGCAGAAAAUGUUUCUAUCAAAAGCAAUGAAUAGAAGGACAAUAAUUUAUCGUAGAUAAAACGAACU